ACCGGCCACGCCCACCUGGUGAGCGCAGAAGCAGUGGCACAGAAGGCCCCUGGCUGUGGACACUGACAGGAGGCUGCAGGUUUGGCUUUGGUUCCAGGCCAGGGGGGGAGAACUGAAGAGCUGGGGCCAGAGGCACCAUCCCCCUACCCCAGGGCUAGAGGUGAUUACCCAAAGGAAGCUAUUGCUACAAAAAUUCACAGGCAGAGGAGAAAGAAUCCAACCACAGAGAGCUAUUGUGGGAAUAGAGAAGAACGGGUUUCAUCUUUAGAGGAGCAUAUUGAAACAAAAAAUCCCCUCCUGCCCCCAAAGAGUAAUGUCAAAUGGUCACCUGCCCAAAACGAAUUCAUAGAAGAACUUAAAAAAGACUUUGAAAAUCCAAGGAGAGGCCGCUCUGGCCAGCAGACUCCUGGACUCGUCUGCAUAGAGUCGCAGAAGCGGAAGCUGAGCGGGGCAGCGGCGAUGGCGGAGAGUCCGACUGCGGAGGUGGCGACUGCCGGGGCCAAGGGUGAGGGGACCUCCGGUGAGGGGGCUGAGGUCUCCGGCGCCGGCGGCAGCAGCAGCGGCGGCUUCGGGCCACCUGUCGUACCAGACGUGUGGGCGGGGGCGGCGGAGGCGGGCGACUCGGGUGGGCCGCGGGGACACCUUGCCCAGCUGCCCGGGCUCCCGACCUCGGCCUCUGCCUGCCUGGCCGUGCCGCGCAGUCCCCCAUUCUCCUGGGACCCGACGCGGAGCUCGGACUGGGACAGCGAGCGCCCUGGGCCGCAGUGCCUGCUGCGGAUCAAGCGGGACAUCACGGCCCUCUACAAGGAGCCGCCCCCCGGCGUGUUUGUUGUGCCGGAUCCCCUGGACAUGACUAAGAUCCAUGCAUUGAUCAUGGGCCCGUUUGACACUCCUUAUGAAGGGGGCUUCUUCUUGUUCCUGUUUCGCUGUCCUCCAGAUUAUCCUAUCCGCCCACCGAGGGUCAAACUGAUGACCACGGGCAAUAACAGGGUGAGUUUUAACCCCAACUUCUACAGCAGUGGGAAAGUCUGCCUGAGUAUUCUGGGGACUUGGACUGGCCCUGCCUGGAGCCCAGCCCAGAGCAUCUCCUCCGUGCUAAUCUCCAUCCAGUCACUAAUGAAUGAAAACCCCUACUACAAUGAGCCUGGCUUUGAGGAGGAGAAACACCCAGGAGACAGCGAAAAGUACAAUGAGUAUAUCCGACAUGAGACCAUCAGAGUGGCAGUCUGUGACAUGCUGGAGGGAAAAUGUCCCUGCCCUGAGCCCCUGAGGGGUGUGAUGGAGAAGUCCUUUCUGGAGUAUUAUGACAUCUAUGAGGUGGCGUGCAAAGACCGACUAUACCUCCAAGACCGUGAAAUGCAGGAACCUUUUGGGGAGAAUCGAGGUACCUUUGACUAUGAGUUUCUCUUGAUUCGCCUCGGGGCAAUUCGUCUGAAGGUGCAGGAGAAACCUCAGCAGGACAGUGCUGAAAUAGACUCUGAUAGCACUUCAUCUAAAACAGAGACAGAUUCUCAGGGGAGCUCAAGGGCCUAGAUGCCCCCCCACCCCAUCCC
Messenger RNA from Phascolarctos cinereus (koala), 1553 nucleotides. Its product is annotated as ubiquitin-conjugating enzyme E2 Z-like. Gene Ontology annotation, biological process: negative regulation of apoptotic process. Lineage: Eukaryota; Metazoa; Chordata; Mammalia; Diprotodontia; Phascolarctidae. Gene Ontology annotation, molecular function: cysteine-type endopeptidase inhibitor activity. Gene Ontology annotation, cellular component: nucleus. The record is from RefSeq and is a predicted model, not a curated record.